Aureobasidium melanogenum CBS 110374 is the source of this 498-nucleotide messenger RNA. RefSeq lists its product as uncharacterized. NCBI's taxonomy places the organism in Eukaryota, Fungi, Ascomycota, Dothideomycetes, Dothideales, Saccotheciaceae. Bases 1 to 498 code for a protein of 165 amino acids. The transcript has a single exon. The record is from RefSeq and is a predicted model, not a curated record.
AUGCUCUACAAUUCCGUUUUUGCUUUGGCCAUGGCUGCAUCAGCCCUCGCAACUCCCGUCAUGAUCAAACGUGACGUCUUCGACUGCAACGUCGCCUAUGUCUCCUGCAUCGCAAACCCAUACCAAACAGAGAGUUACUGCAGCGACACGCGCAACACCUGCGAAGCCUGCUGGCAAACCGAGCAAUCCUGCAGAGUCACUGCCGACUACGCCAAAGGCAUCCAAUGUACCGUAGAUGCCCAAAUCUGCUUCCACACUGCCGAGAACCCUGCUUCAGUGUAUGGCGCAUACGAUUGUGAUGCUGCAUACAGCACUUGCACCUCUGCUCCAGACACCAACCAUGCUUUCUGCGCCGCUCAGCUUGCUGGCUGUAGGUCUUGUGAGACGCAGGAGAAUCAGUGUCGUAGUGCACCUGGCGCCAAUCAAGCUGGUUGUUCUGCUCAGUCGGCUGGCUGCUUCAGAGAUGCUGUCACUUCCAACGGCACUUAUUCUGGUUAA